Messenger RNA from Recurvomyces mirabilis, 2571 nucleotides. RefSeq names its product transcription factor TFIIIB subunit brf1 (gene BRF1). The transcript has a single exon. NCBI's taxonomy places the organism in Eukaryota, Fungi, Ascomycota, Dothideomycetes, Mycosphaerellales, Teratosphaeriaceae. The coding region runs from base 1 to 2571 and encodes 856 amino acids. Gene Ontology annotation, molecular function: RNA polymerase III general transcription initiation factor activity; TBP-class protein binding; RNA polymerase III type 3 promoter sequence-specific DNA binding. The record is from RefSeq and is a predicted model, not a curated record. Gene Ontology annotation, biological process: DNA-templated transcription initiation; transcription by RNA polymerase III; transcription preinitiation complex assembly. Gene Ontology annotation, cellular component: nucleus; transcription factor TFIIIB complex; transcription preinitiation complex.
AUGGUAGGACCAGUCGCUCCGCCUCGUCGACCAGUUGGUCGUCUCGGCACCCUCAACAAACCUGCUCCAGGCCGACCCAAACCAAAAGCAAAAGCCGUAGUGCAAGCAAAAUGCUGCGACGAACCGAGCAUCACAGACGAAGACGGCAGUAAAGUCUGUGUCAACUGCGGUACUCAAAUCAGCGAGUCGAAUAUCGUCGCCGAUGUCACUUUUGAAGAAGAUUCUCGAGGUGCCGCCACUGUCCAAGGAGGCUUCAUUUCUGAGCGGUCGCGCUUUGCGAAUACGCUUGGGACUGCUGGACGUCGAAUUGGAGCUGGAGAGAGGAAUGGGCUGCAGGAGAUCGAGAAUAAUGGCAGACGGGCGCUGGCCGCUCUCUGUCCACGUCUUGGCAUUCCGCAGAAUGUGGCGGACCAAGCUCAGGCUCUGAUCGCUGCGAGUGCGAGAUUGAAUUUUAGUGCUGGUCGCCGGACUGAUGAGGUCGUCGCUGCUUGCUUAUUUACUGCUUGUAAGCGUCAGGCUGGAAACAGUAUUCUACUCAUGGACAUCGCAGAGCUGGUCAAGAUCAAUGUCUUUCGUUUGGGUGAGGUGUACAAGGCUCUAUGUGACAAGUUGCAUUAUCAUCAGGAGCAUGUGGGCGUGCAACAUCAAGUUGAUAUCGAGCCGCUUAUUUGGAAGUACUGCCGCAAACUUGAGUUCGGUCCUGAGACGAGAGAUGUGGCGACGGACGCGGUCAGGAUCUUGAAGAGGAUGAAUCGAGAUUGGAUCACGACUGGACGACAUCCUGCUGGGUUGUGUGGAGCGUGUAUCAUCCUUGCCGCGAGGAUGAACAACUUCAAGAGAUCUGUGAGGGAAGUGGUUUUCGUGGCGAAAGUCUGCGAUGUGACUAUUGCAAAGCGAGUGGAGGAGUUCCGGCGUACGAGGGCUUCAGCGUUGACUGUGGAGCAGUUUAGAGAAUAUGGAACAAGGCUCAAGCAUGCUGAAGAUCCACCUAUUCUGCAUUACACUGAGCUGAGGAAGGACAAGGUCGAGGCGCAGAAGAGGAAGCGAGACGAGGAUCGAGCCAUUCGAGAAGCUAAUGGCAUGCCUGUGGCUGAGGGGCAGACUCCCGAGCGCGAGCUCAUCGUCAUUCCGGACGACGAGGACAGUGAGGCUGGCACACCUGUGCCUGAGAGCACAAAUGAGACGUCAGAAGCUGGACCAUCACGCAAGAAACAACGUACCACCGAGCCUGACACCAAUGAACAGGUCCCUCGUUAUGAUGCCGAUGGCUUCGCCAUACCAGCUCUGCCUGUCAGAACGCCAACGCCCGCCGCCGAAGAGGAGGAGGCUGCUACUGCUCCUCCUCCAAAGCGCCGUGGACGUCCUCGCAAGAAGAAGCCCGAGCCUGUAGAGAUAACACCGGAUGAGCUCUCGAUCGAGGAAGAACUGACCCACGAGAUUGAUGUUUCUCUUCACGAUGAGUACGUGAGGAAAAUGUACGACCUCGCCGAACAAGCGAAACUAGAGGACAAGGCGGAAGCAGAGGCAGCCAGGGUCCUCCCUCAAGCUGGAGAGACGGCGGAUCUCCAGCUGGAUAGAGAAGAAGUCUCAGAGAACGGUCGCCGUGCAUCGGAGGGAGUGUCGUGGGUCCCCCCAGAGGAUCCUGUGGCAGAUUAUAUGAGGCCCCUGACCGCCGAGGAAUUCGCCGACGAUCCUGAGGUUGAGAACUGCCUCCUGACUCCUGCCGAAUCGAAGAUCAAAGAACAGAUCUGGGUUGCCAACAACGAAGAUUGGCUCCGUGCUCAACACGAAAAGGACCUGAUCAAGAAACUCGCCGAAGCCUCUAAUGCCGACAAAGUCAAGAACGGCGGUAAACGUGGUGGCAAGAAGACUGGUCCGAAGAAGAAGCGAGGCAGAGUGGGUGAUGGCAGUGUGUUGGAGGAGGCUGACACGCCUAUCGAGACUCCAGCUGAUGCUACCAGUGCUAUGCUGAAGAAGAGGGCUGGCCCAGGGUUCUCGAAGUACAUUGACUACGAGAGCUUGGCGAGAGUCUACAAGAAGAGCGAUGGCAGUGAGUCUGUUGCGAGCCAGAGUCAGAGUCGGGAGAGCAGUGUGGCGGCUCCCGGAAGAGAAUCAAGCGCCACGCCAUCAGUUUAUGAAGGUGCUGAAAGAGACUCCGCUACCCCCGCCCCGCCUGCUAGGAGUGUACACUUCGGUCUACAAUCACCACAAACCACGCAAGCUGUGUCUGGAAUUGCACCUUCAGCUACACCCGCCGCUCGCACUGCCGGCCAGCGCAAAACCGAUCCGAUAUCACCACCACCUACACAAGCACCGGAUCAGGACCAAGAGCAAGCUGAUCCCGGCGCACCAGAAGAAGAAGAGUAUCAAGGUGAAUUAGGAGACGAGUUUGACGGGGAGGGAUAUCAGUCCGAUGGCGAUGGCGAUGGUGAUGCAGCUCCCGGUGGUUGGACGGGCGAUGCUGACGAUGGGGAGGAGUUUGCGGGCGAGGACGAUUACGGCGACUUUGAUCGUGCUAUUGAUCCUGAGAACUUCUACGAUGAUGGCGAGGAGGGAGGGGGAAUAUUUUAG